Messenger RNA from Macrosteles quadrilineatus (aster leafhopper), 997 nucleotides. RefSeq names its product transmembrane protease serine 11D-like. Gene Ontology annotation, biological process: proteolysis. Bases 83 to 877 code for a protein of 264 amino acids. NCBI's taxonomy places the organism in Eukaryota, Metazoa, Arthropoda, Insecta, Hemiptera, Cicadellidae. The record is from RefSeq and is a predicted model, not a curated record. Gene Ontology annotation, molecular function: serine-type endopeptidase activity. The transcript has 7 exons.
GUUGCUAUUGUCAUAUAAAUUUUGCAUGAGGAAGAUUUACGUACAAUCUAACUAAGCUGAGAGUGCAAGACUCGGUCUUACAAUGGCUUGCAGGAUCUUGAUCCUUUUAUUCGUUUUGGAUGUGGUGCCCCAACUUAUGUUUGGAAUGCCACAACCAUUCUCUGAACUGAGAAUUAUAAAUGGAUCAAAUGCAACUGAAGGCGAGUUUCCAUUCAUGGCAGCUAUCUUCUACAAAGGGUACUUCACAUGUGGAGGAACGAUUCUCUCAGAAGACUGGAUACUUACAGCAGCGCAUUGUGUUAAUGAUCGAGACCUUACUCAGUUUUCUGUGCUGACUGGAACUAUUGAUCUGGAUGGCGAUGAUGGAAGACUUACUUAUGUCAGCCAAAUUAUUGUCCACAAGGGCUAUCAGGACUCGGAUAAUCAAGUCAAUGACAUCGCUUUAUUCAGGUUGAGUGUAGCACUAGAGUAUGAUUCUGUGACACAGCCCGUCACUCUGUCUGCGCAAAACACUGAUCCUUCAGCCAACUCUAAAGUAGUAGUCACAGGUUGGGGAGUGAGUAAGAUCAAUGGCAACCCAGUCCGAUAUCUGCAGAAGGCUACAAUCCAAAUAAUCUCCAACCCAGACUGCUCGGCACCUUACAAGCCCUAUAAUAUCAGUAUACUUUCCACCAAUGUGUGUGCUGGGACUGCAAACGGAGGAAUUGGACAAUGCACAGGUGAUUCUGGUGGCCCUGUUUUGGUGGAAGGCUCGAAUACUUAUCAAGUGGGAAUCAUAUCCUUCUCUGCCAAACCUUGUGGAAUCAAAGGCUACCCUGGUGUGAACACUAGAGUGUCUCAAUACCUCGGCUGGAUACAAGGACAGUCAGGAUUGUGAAAAGGAAAAACCAGGAACCAGUGACGGUCAACAUAUUAUUCAAAGCUCUAAAGAUCAAACUCACGAUUAAGUCUACUGCAGAUUGUAAAUGACAAGUAAAUAGGGAAUGAGUAAUACAUA